Molecule: messenger RNA, 661 nt
Organism: Aspergillus glaucus CBS 516.65
Lineage: Eukaryota; Fungi; Ascomycota; Eurotiomycetes; Eurotiales; Aspergillaceae
Exons: 2
Coding region: 56-436 (126 amino acids)
Source: RefSeq, a predicted model, not a curated record
AAAAAAAACUCCGUGAUGAGGCCACAAGCCUCUUGGUCGGCGUUUUGUUGUUGACAUGGACGGGAUGUCCUACAACACUAUUUCAAGGGCAUUUGCCCACAGUGCAACAGCAAAGGCUACUCCUAUUAGACGAGCAGUGACUUCUUCAACCGAUACCCAGAACUCUUCUGUAGCUGCGCCAAUACGGAGGAGUUGCAGGUCUGUCCCUUUUGUAUGGGGUAUCGAUUUGUGUUCCAGGACAAAUUGGACGCUAGGGACAUGGCGUAUCUCGAGGGGAUGGUGGAGAAACAUAAUUGUGCAAUGGAUAAAAAAUCCAUCGUCCCGUUUCUUUUCGUGUGAGGUGUACGAUGAGUUGUACGAAGAGCUUACCUCAAGCUAUAAAGAGAGAGAUCCAAGAAUAUUUACACGCGGAAAAGGGAGAUGGGUCUUUUGUUGAAAAAGCACGAGCAGGAAUUCCUGGCAAGAAUCUCUGGAGGCGAGGGAUCUCGGAAUUAAGCCUAGUUUAUAUGUACGGAGGACUGAAUUUGCUCGCUAGCUAGUCAUAAAUGUCGCGCAAGCCAACUAUCUCUUGUGGAAUAUGGGAUACAGAACUUAUAUAUCCCGGCAAUGCGAGAAUCUGACACAUUUGGCAACUCAAUUAAAGGGGUCAACUACUACGUAG